Messenger RNA from Scatophagus argus, 1473 nucleotides. RefSeq lists its product as uncharacterized. Lineage: Eukaryota; Metazoa; Chordata; Actinopteri; Scatophagidae. The record is from RefSeq and is a predicted model, not a curated record. The coding region runs from base 86 to 1375 and encodes 429 amino acids. The transcript has 6 exons.
UGUGCGGUGGCUGCAGUUUCCCAGUCGGGAGCUUUGGUUCAUUUGGGCGGCUGCUUAGACAAGCUGAGCGAACCGGAGCGCUGCCAUGGCGUCUGUACUGAUGGCCUGGGUUUGGAUCGGAUUAGCACUAGCCCGGCACAACAGCGCAGAGGGCCACCGCUAUGCACCCGGACGUUUGGACGGCCAGGAUGAGCUUUAUAACGGCGGCGAGGAGCUGUUUGCUGCGGCUCUGGAACACAGGAGCGACCGCACUUUCUUGGUGCCCGUUUGGAACUUUUUCCAAGGAAGUGGAAAAGGGUCAGAGAAGUCGUAUUUCAGCCAGCUACUGUAUCGCUGCAGUAAUGGAACACUUUCCCUGCGCAUUUCACUUAUUCGAUACUCAAAUCUGCGUCUUGCAGAUGGGACACGGUUGUUGUCACUCUCUGACCGGUGUCACAGUUCCAGUCAUAUUGAAAGGUGGUGGUUGCUGGUGAAGCUCCAUACUGGCUGCCACACAGCAAUACAGACUGGAGAUGGAUCUGUUCUCUACUCAUUAACGCUGCAUUAUUUCGACCGUAUGCUGCAGGAGAACAUGACGGGGAUGGCCGUCUGUGAGAAUCCAGAGAUGUCACCACGAGCACCAUUGGUGACUUGUGGAACAACACGUAUGACUGUGAAACUGCCACGUGAAACAAAACUUAAGAAAGUGAAAGAGCUUGGCUUUCUGACUAACAAUGGAUUCUCUGUAAGACAACUGAGAACCCGCAGUGCAUUAUUUGUGGUGAUUUCAGACAUAGCAGACAGGGAUUCUGGCUUUGAACUGGUUUGUGUUGACUCGACUGGGAAGAUGUACACAAUGCUUGCAGCUUGUUCCCUUUUGUUGCCUAAAAAAGUUGGAAGGCAUCAUGUUAGGAGAUCUGUAGAUGACCCAGAUGUAUUUGACUUGUGGGGCUUUGAUGAUACUCCUACUGAACCAUUUGAUCCAGAAACGCCACAGACGACAGCACAGACAACUCAGCCAACAGAAAGCCCAGUAACUGACACGGACAUAACCACAACCGUGGAACCUGAUUAUGAUUCAGGAUUUAAUGACUUCUGGGGAUUUCAAGAAAUACCUGAAGUGCCCUACGACGGAGUAGACGUAGAGAUACCUGGGACUACUGCUUCUACAACAACUGUCACCACUUCACCUGCCACAGUCUUGACAACCACAACUACCACGACAACCACCACGACAGCUGUGACUGCUGUGACGACCGCGACUACUGCUACAACCACCACCACAACGACGACCCCCACCACCACGACGCCCCCGUUUGUCACAACGACCACCAGUGGCACCACCUCCACAACGAGCACUGGAUCAACACCUACCACUAGUGCAAGGAAUACAUAGUGAAGCAGCUGAACAAUGGAAGACCAGUGCUGACUUAAUGAUUAAAUGUAUAACAGAUGUAAAAUAGUGGAUAUGUAAUAAAAUAAAUGUUGGCAAUU